AUGAAGCUUGUGUUUACCAAGACUCGGAUUUUGACCGUCAAAGUAGCUACUUUGGUCACUUUCCUCUCAAUGGUCAAAACUCUGGAUCAAACAAGUUUGACCCAAAAACUUGUCCCGCUUUUAUCCAAAAUACGCACGAAGGAACCAGCCGUGAUGACGGCUACGCUCGCUGUCCAAGAAGCCAUGGGAUUCAAAGUUGAUCGAGAAGCAGUCGCAACCCUUGUCCUCCCGCAAUUGUGGUCAAUGUCAAUGGGUCCGUUGUUGAAUGUGCAGCAAUUUCAAAGGUUUAUGGAGGUGAUCAAAAAACUAGGGGAACGAGUCGAAAAGGAACAUGAUCAGUUCCUGCGUGAUUCUCAAAGGUUAGAAGAUCGUUCCUCAGCAGGGACUAUUCCCGGUGGGAAUGGCGUUUCAAGCACGACCAAUGUCAACUUCGAGAGUUUGGUAGGGAGAGCAUACGGCGCCACUGUCAAGGCAGACACAGCAGUGGACACUCAUAUCCCAUGGGAAGACGAUGUCUGGGGAACCAUUUUCAGUGAAGAUGCUAAAAAGUCGUCUCUCACUUUGCAAACGUCACAUAUACCCCGUUUGUCGGCCCCGCUAUCCCCCGUUCCUAGCAAUCCACCCUUAGUGCUCACACACCGUCUUUCCGUACCAUCAGCUUCCACGCCUACCGCCGUUUCUCAACUAGAUCAUGCUUCGCGAAGCCAGACAACAGCAUCUCAAUUCGCGGCUGCUCCCACACCUCCCAGAAAGCCCAAUUAUGAAAUUUCAUGGAGCACACCAACGACUCCUUCGGUACCCCCACCACCAAACAUUCAGCCAGUUUUGCAUCCUCCUCGCUUACAAGCCGUCGCCCCCACUUCCACCACACCUGCCUUCUUCCCCCCCCCAUUGAUGGGAGAUUUGCUCGUCCCUUCGAAGCUACAUCAAACAACCUGGGUAAACACGACUCAGAAGGUCUCAAAGGAUGCCUGGAGUGAUUUUGACCCACUUCUUUAA
This is a messenger RNA of Laccaria bicolor S238N-H82, 999 nucleotides long. RefSeq lists its product as uncharacterized. Lineage: Eukaryota; Fungi; Basidiomycota; Agaricomycetes; Agaricales; Hydnangiaceae. The record is from RefSeq and is a predicted model, not a curated record. Bases 1 to 999 code for a protein of 332 amino acids. The transcript has 5 exons.